Molecule: messenger RNA, 373 nt
Organism: Blastocystis hominis
Lineage: Eukaryota; Bigyra; Opalinata; Blastocystidae
Exons: 4
Coding region: 13-336 (107 amino acids)
Biological process (GO): cytoplasmic translation
Cellular component (GO): ribosome; cytosolic large ribosomal subunit
Molecular function (GO): structural constituent of ribosome
Source: RefSeq, a predicted model, not a curated record
GCGACAAUCACCAUGAAGGGACCUUGGGAAAGCAUUGCUUGCGGAAGAGAGAAGGGUUUCCAGACCCAGAAGCUGGAGAAGAAGGUGAGCCACUGCCAGAAGAGACACACCUCGAAGAGAUCGAAGAUUGUUCGUGAGCUCAUCAGCGAGGUCACUGGCAUGAUCCCCUACGAGAAGCACAUGAUGGAUAUUCUGAAGGCUGGCGGCAACAACACCGAAAAGAAGAUGUACAAGUUCGCCAAGAAGCGACUUCACUCUCACAAGAGAGCUCUUGCUAAGAGAGAUGCUAUCAAGGAACUCUAUGCCAAGAUGCGUCGUGCUCAUCAUCACCACUAAGUGAAGUGAAGAGCAUACCACGUGUGUAUUGUCAGUU